AUGGCUUAUUUAUUUUGCAUGUAAAAUUAUUGAUGUUAUCUUCCUUGUUUGACUGGUUUGCUCCACUAGGCUAUAAUUUACAUUUCAGGAGAAGCGGAUGCAUUUUCCAUAGAACAGAAGGUAAGUGAUGUGGAAACCCUCAUAAAAGUGACUGGAUUUACAUUGGAAGAUGUCGCUGCCAGAGCAAUUUGCGAACAAUCUGGAAAAAACACUAAAAAAACCUCCUGGAUUUGGCACUUUUCCAUUUACUGUGCUAGUAAUCGGAUUGGAAUUCUUAAUGGAUCGGGAAUUUUCGUGCCCAUGUACCCCGGGUCUUAACGUGACACUGAUCAGUUUCGUCUUUCUUGGACCUUCUCUUCUGGCUCUGGCUGUGAUGAUGUUCAUUCGAAGGCCUUGCAGACGUAAAUCGAAGAACCUAGCAGAGCUUUUUUUGUUUUGUCUGAUUCCACCUUCAUUGUGGGUCUUUCUGUUGUUGUUUGAGGGUAAAUAUGUCGCUUGUGGCAUGGCACACUGGGAAGGAGAUUACGUGCUGAAUGAAGAACUCCAGAUAAAAUGGUGCAAACCCACUGGAGUGAACGCAACAGACCUGCUAGAACUGACCGAAAAACUCAUUUUCUACUCAAGGCUUUCAGCUUUAGCUCUACUGUCAGUCCUCUGUGUUUCCGUCAUGGCUGCCGUCAUUUAUAGAGACUGUAAGAGCAGAACUUUGGAGCAACUGAAUAAACAUGAUAAACCAACACAACAAACAUCUCCCAGCAGCUCAGAAGUGGAAGAGCAGCACCCGUCUGCCUAA
Molecule: messenger RNA, 793 nt
Organism: Rhinichthys klamathensis goyatoka
Lineage: Eukaryota; Metazoa; Chordata; Actinopteri; Cypriniformes; Leuciscidae
Exons: 2
Coding region: 170-793 (207 amino acids)
Molecular function (GO): monoatomic cation channel activity
Source: RefSeq, a predicted model, not a curated record